This is a messenger RNA of Pipistrellus kuhlii (Kuhl's pipistrelle), 5538 nucleotides long. It is a transcript of the gene WDR97, whose product is annotated as WD repeat domain 97. Gene Ontology annotation, molecular function: protein binding. The record is from RefSeq and is a predicted model, not a curated record. NCBI's taxonomy places the organism in Eukaryota, Metazoa, Chordata, Mammalia, Chiroptera, Vespertilionidae.
AUGGAGACCGAGGUGUCCGAAGCAAGCGACCGGCUUUCGGUGGAAGACAACCCCUUUUCGAUGGAAGGCAGCCUCUUUUCCAUGGAGGGCAACUUCCUGACUCUGGAACCCGACCUGUACGACUCGGACAGCGACGACGUCCCGGACCCCGGGCUGCUGGAGGAGAAGGAGCUGUCCUUCUCGAAGCUGGCCCCGCACCUCUUCAUGCGGGGCGCCUGGAGGAAGACCUCCACCCCCAAGGCCCGCGCCCGCCAGCUGUGGAGGCUGCUGCGCCGAAGCCGGCACAGCUUCCUGGAGAAGGAGAAGAAGUCCCAGAUGCGCGUGGCCCGCCUGACGCACGGCCUGGAGCCGCUGCGCCGCCUGCAGGUGGCGGCCGGGCUGUGCUCGGUGGCGCAGGACCCGGUGGGGAGGCGCUUCGUGGUGCUGGACGGGGCGGGCUGCCUGCACCUGCACCAGCAGGACGGCUGGGGGCUCGGCACGCUGCAGGCCCCCGUGGCGCUCACGGGGCUGGCGGCCGUGCCGGGCCCGCUGGGCUCCGUGAGCCGCUUCGUGGGCUGGGGCCCCGCGGGGCUGGCCCUCCUGAAGCCGGACCUCAGCCCGCUGUGGCUGAGCGGGCCCAGCGCGGGCAGGCCGCUCCGCCGCCGCCGCCAGCCCGCCUGCUGCCUGCCGGUGCCGGCCCUGGGCCUGCUGCUGGUGGCGGAGGCGGGCGGCGGCCUGGCGCUCUGGAAGUUCCGCCUGGGGGGUCGCCGCCUGUCGCCCUGCGGGCCCUCGCUGCAGCCUCAGCCAAGCUCCAAGGCCGCCCUCACGCGCCUGGCCCUGGGGCCCCUGUCUCCCGACGCCGCCCCGCACUGCUUCGCAGCCUACGGCUCGGCCGUGCUCACCUUGGACCUGCAGGCCUGGACCGUCACAGACGUGCGCCAGGAUCUGCACAAAACCACCAUCUCCGACCUGGUGUACUGCGGGGAGAUGGAGGCCAUGGUGACCGCGUCCCGCGACAGCACGGUGAAGGUGUGGGGGGCGGACUGGCAGAUCCGGAUGGUGUUCGUGGGCCACACAGGCCCGGUGACGGCCCUGGCCGUGCUCCCAGGCACGACCCUGGUGCUGUCCGCCUCCCAGGACGGGACGCUCCGCACGUGGGACCUGCAGGCGGUGGCCCAGGUGGGCGAAGUGGUGCUGAACUGCUGGGACCAGGGCGCGCGGCCCGAGAGCGUGCACUGCCUGCUGGCGCCCGCCGGGCCCGGCUGGCCAGUGCUCUCGCUGCGCGCGGGCAGCGUGGAGCUGUGGAGCCUGCGCGAGCUGUACUCGCUGCUGGCGCAGCUGUCCGCGCCCAUCCUGCACCUGCACGUGGCGCCCGAGCUGCCCCUGUCCACGCACCUGCCCGCUCGCCUCGUGUGCGCCUGCGCCGACGGCUCCGUCUACCUGGUGAACCCCAACACCGGGCGCACCGUGACGGCGCUGCUGCUGGGGCCCGAGGACCGCGCCGCCGCCGUGGCCUACUGCCUGCCGCGCGAGGUGCUGUGGCUGCUGACGCGCGCCGGGCACCUGGUGCGCGCCAACACGCUGUGCAGCCCCAUGCGCGUGCUGCUGCGCGUGGGCCCGCGGCCGCACCCCGCGCCCCGGCCCUGCUGCCUGCACCUCUACAGCCACCUCACCGACCCCGGCAGCGCCUUCACCAGCUGGGAGAUGGUGUGCCAACACCGGGGGGAGCUGGGCCGCAAUGUGCAAACCUGGAAGGACAAGAACAGGUACCUGCCCGUGGUGGGCCACACGGAUGGCACCCUGUCGGUGCUCAACUGGCAAACGUCGGAGCGCGCCUUCCACACGGAGGCGCACAGCCCGGGCCCGGUCACCGCCAUUGCCUCCACCUGGAGCAGCAUCGUGUCCUCCGGCGCGGACCUGACGGUGAAGAUCUGGCGCGUGUUCCCCUACUCGGAGGAGAGCCUGAGCCUGCUGCGCACCUUCUCCUGCUGCCACCCCGCGCUGGCGCUGUGCGCGCUCGGCAGGACCCUCAUGGUGGCCUUCGAGGACCCCGACAGCGCCACCUACGGGCUGGUGCACUUUGACCUGCAACACAGCCAGCGCUUCGACCACCGGCCCCAGGACGACCACCUGGACCACAUCACUGGCCUGUGCUGCUGUCCCACGCUCAAGCUGUACGCCUCCUCCAGCCUGGAUUGCACCAUCCGGAUCUGGACCUCGGACAACCACCUGCUGCGCCUCCUGCAGCUGAACGGAGCGCCUCAGGCUCUGACCUUCUCCAGCAACAAUGGGGACCUGGUACUGGCCCUGGGCUCCCGCCUCUGCCUGGUGUCCCACAAGCUCUACCUGCCCACGACCUACCUGGUGAAGAACCUGUGCCAGGAGGCCCCCGACAUGCUGGACGACCCGCCCCUGCCGCUCACGCUGACCAGCCUGCAGUCGCUGACCUCGGUCCGGCUGCAGAGGCCGACCAGCCUCCACCCGGCGAGCAGCUUCUGGACGGCCGGCGAGCCUGCGGAGCCAGCCCGGAGCUGCCCUGGCCCGAGGUCUGGACCCCUGUGCCCCCUCCGGACCCCUCACAUGGCAAGACUCUGGGAAGAAUGGGCUGACCUCUGGCCCCCGCCCCAGGACCUGCAGCCCAUACUUGCCCGGGACAAAGACCUUCAGGAGCUGCGGUGGGGCCGGGUGGUGCCAGCGGCCCGGGCCCCACUCAGCUGGCCGCAGCAGCUGGAGGCCUUCGACAACUACCUGCAUCUGAUCACGGCCCGUCCCUGCUGGUGGGUGGGUGCCCCCCCGGCCCGGCCCGGCCUCCUUCCUGGGCCUGCGACACCACCCCCGCCCGGCCUGCACCCCCAGGGCCUGCGCCCCAGGACAGACUCCCAGCAGUGGACCAGAGCGGCCGCCGUCGAGGACAGGAGCGAGGGUCUGCCCAGUGCCAUCCCGAGUCUGGUGAAGGCGGGGGUCUGCGUUGACUCCCCCAGAACGCUGCCCCCGCGGGACUGGGGGGCCCUGAGCCUGGGCAUCGCCCACCCUCCCCACGGCGUCUCGCCCAUCCCACCCGCCCACAAGCAGGUCCACAGCAGGGCAUCCCAGCUGCUGGCCCGCUCCUCCCUGAGCUCCUACCUGGGCCUCAGCAUGGACCUGCAGCUGCAGUCGGAGCGGCUCCUGGAGGAGAGGCCCCAGGCCCCAAAGCCGCUGUCUCGCCUCCGGAAGGAGAGGGUCCCGCUGCUGGAGGAACGGCGGCCCAAGGAGCUGCUCUCUAACCUCAGGGGCUUCUUUCCUGCUGCUAUCGAGCACCUCAAGAACCUGCCGAGGCCCGUCAACUUCCCAGGCUGGAUCCCCAACUCCGCGGUGCUGCAGCAGCUGUGGCUGCCCCAGGAGGUCAGCGGCCUGGGGGCCCUCCCUCAGCUCGAGGACGGAAGCUCUCAGGGCUCUGCCGCUUGGGGGGAGGGGUGCCACCCGUGCCCGUGGCUAGUGGUGGCGGCCCCUCUGCAGCCAGAGGGCAGCCAGGAGGACCUGUGGCUGCUGCGGGCCAGACGGGUCCUCACCCGGAGCCAGAUCCGGCGGUCGGGCGAGGAGUGGGACGAGGACCUGGACCUGGACUGGAGCUUGGACUGGAGCUUGGACUACCAGCACCCGUCCCCGGAGGGCUCGCCGGAGCGCUCCCCGGAGCUGGCCCCCGAGAAGCCGCCGGCGUCCUGGCUGAACCUCCUCAGGCAGGUGAGAGACGCCGAAGAGGCGCAGCCCUCCGCCGUCACCACGCCCCUGCUCAGGACCGCAGCCCAGAGGUUCCAGGGCCUGAUCCGGAGGCGCGCCCGGGACAGCGUCAGCAGGACCCAGACCUUUCUGCGCCGCCACCGGUACCAGCGCGGGCACUCGCUGUGGGAGCUGCGCUACGGGCACGUGCCCCGGUUCCUGCGCUUCUUCGUCAUCCAGAACUGGUUCAAGAAGCUGUUCCCCCUCUUCACCCUGGAGGCGUACCCCGAGCUGGGCACGGUGGACGGCCUGGCCCAGGGGUUCAUGGACUUGCUGAAGGAGGUCUCCUGGGAGGACCGUGUGCACAUCCUUCGGGCGCUGCAGAGGCUGCUGCCCGACAUGAGCAAAAGCCUCUACAAGAAGCUGCAGGGGAUCAUCAAGUACCUGCUCAACAUGGACCAGCCCCCCAACCUCCAGGAGACCACCCAGAAGCACUUCGUGAUGCUGGCCCUGCAGCUGCAGCUGGCCUGCUCCCUGGAGUCCCGCGAGGUGGUGCUGGAGCUCAUGUCCUACCUGCUCUACUCGCCCGCCUCUUGCCGGGCCGAGCUCCAGAAGCUGCUGGACGGGCUGGGCCUCCAGGACCCGGAGGGCGUCCUCUUCAGGGAGAUGAUGACCUGGGUGCCGGACCUGGACCUGCACUGCAAGGCCAUGCUGCGCCGCUGCUGCUCCGAGAAGCUGGAGGAGAUGAUCCACGUCCUGGAGGUAGAAGACUUGCAGCCGUCGGUGGCCAGGCUGUCGGACGUGCUGCCCAAGGUCUCCGAGACGGCGCUGUCGCAGGUCUCGGAGCCCCUCGCCCACCUCUCCGUGCCGCCCUCGCCCGCCCGCUCCUCCACGCUCUCCGUGUCCUGGACGCCCUCGCAGCUGGUGCUGCGCCGGGGGCAGGGCCCCGCCGCCCCGGAGCCCCAGGCGCGCCCCCGCCGCUCGCGCCGCACGCUCUCCGAGAGCCUGGUGCCCUUCUGCACGGUGCCCGACAUCUACGUGCGCUCCUCCGCGCCCGACGCGCUGCUCGAGCGCCCGCUGCCGCUGGAGCAGACCGAGUGGUCGCGGUCCAAGAUCCUGGACCUGGGGCCCAUCGACGCGCUCAACUUGUUCUGCGAGCUGAAGCGGAGGAGCUACCUGCAGGAGGAGGCCUGGGCCCUGAGGCCGCCCCGAGUGCCGCCCAACGCCGUGGCGCCGCAGCCCCGCCAUCACUUUAAUAUAUUUUUAUUGAUUUCAGAGAGGGAGAGAGAGAAACACCUCAAUGAUGAGAGAGAAUCAUCGAUUGGCUGCCUCCCGUACGCCCCCGAUUGGGCAUCAAGUCUGAAACCCCCAAGGCAUGUCCCUCUUGACCUGAGUCGAACCUGGGUCCCUGCAGCCAGCAGGCCGACGCUCUAUCCACUGAGCAACCCCAGCCAGGGCUCACAGCCACCUUCUCUCCGCCCUAGGCUUGACCCCAUUCUCAGGCUCCAGGAGACCAAGCACGGGAGAUCUAGAAUGAGACUGAGGGGCCAGCUGCUGGCCCGGCACCGGGAGGGCCUCGCCUUCGACGGCUCCAUCCGGACGCUAAAGCUGCCGCUGCCUCGGGUGGAACUGCGGCCGUUCCCCCUGGACUGGCCCCGGCCUGCCCGCCCGCUGCCGCCCCUGCUCCUGCAGCCGCCCCUGAGGCGCUACUUCCUGCCCGACCUCGCAGAUCCGGACUUCUUCGACUGACCCCGUUCCCAGCCCGCCCCUGCCCUCCAGCCGGGGGACAGGACAUAGCUCCCCACGGGGCUGUCCGCCCCUGGCCAAGACGGGGAACUGGAAUAAAAUCCGGACAGAAAACUG